Messenger RNA from Colletotrichum orchidophilum, 438 nucleotides. RefSeq lists its product as uncharacterized. Bases 1 to 438 code for a protein of 145 amino acids. The record is from RefSeq and is a predicted model, not a curated record. NCBI's taxonomy places the organism in Eukaryota, Fungi, Ascomycota, Sordariomycetes, Glomerellales, Glomerellaceae. The transcript has a single exon.
AUGGAUCCCAAGCUCGGCACCGAGAGCUGCCGAAGCUUGCACAAAAGCCGUGUUAAUUUCAUAAUUGCCAACUACAAGCGGCCGAUCCUUUGCGAUCACCUGCCUAAAAUACGGACCCCUUGUCAGGGAACCACACACCACGUUGACGGUUGGUCAUCAACAAGCCGUACCCAUUUCUCUCCGAUCCCGACGAUGUGGACAGAGUGGGACGGGGCGAGACAGUGUUGCAGUCCGACUGGCUGCUUGCGUACUACGGUACGGAGCAAAGAGAAGAACAAGUCGAGAAGGACAGAAAAGGAGGGAACAAUUUCAGUGGAACAGCCAACAUCCCACAUCACUGCGUUUCGGCCCCCUUCUGAUAGUGGAGCUGAAUCACCGCCCAGCGUCUGUCAGGCAGUGGAUGCUACCGUCUUGUGCCCAUACUCUGCAUGUCGAUAG